Molecule: messenger RNA, 3175 nt
Organism: Glycine soja
Lineage: Eukaryota; Viridiplantae; Streptophyta; Magnoliopsida; Fabales; Fabaceae
Exons: 3
Coding region: 799-2811 (670 amino acids)
Molecular function (GO): protein binding
Source: RefSeq, a predicted model, not a curated record
UUUGCUUUAACGCACAAGAGGUAGAACGAAUACUCGUGCAUCUUCGUUAUAUUCGAAGGAAAUUUGUCGUGAAACCCAAAUUGCAACGAAGUCUCAUCAUUAGUAAAAGCGUAUUAAGCCUAAAGCUAAGUGUAUAUCUACAUGUUGAAGAUAUUGUGAUAUUUUCCCUUCUACUUUUUCGUUUUCUACUAUUCAAUGAUCCUUUCUCACCAACACAAUGUUCAUCAUAUUUAAUUAAUCCGUGUUCUAAAGGGAAUAUUCAGAUAGUUCAACUGCAUAUUUUAUUAGUCACUUCCUGCGUCUUCUUCAGUCAUUCUCUAAAUUUCCGGCAUGGGAUCUUUUUGGUGCCCCUUUUACACUCUUUCACACUUUGUUGUCAAUUAUCAUAUUUCCCUAUAAGCUUUCUUCUGUUCUAUCACCCUCACACUGAUCCUACUUCUUCUUUUGAGAAAGGCUCAUCUCAAUUACAAUUAGUAUCACUAUAUUCUUCUAGCUAUAAUUCCUUGUCUAAACCAAGAGAAAUGCAUCACAAAAUGGUUUCACAUUCAAUAAUGCUAGUUCAGUAGUUUCAUUGUGAGAUUCAGCAUUUCAGCUGUUUGAUUUGUUCUUCUCUACACUACUUUUGUUGAGGAAUCAAAUAUAGUAUAAGUGGAUUUACAACACUCACACGCUGCCAAUGAGCUGGAUCCCCUUGGUAUUAAUGCUAGUUUCACUGUGAGAUUCAGCUGUUUGAUUUGUUCUUCUCAACUACUUUUGUUGAGGUUGUUACUUGUGAAAAGAGUGCUUCAAACCUUCACAAUGCCAAAUACAUAUUUCCCACUAAGGUGGGAGAGCACUGGGGACCAAUGGUGGUAUGCAUCACCAAUAGAUUGUGCUGCUGCAAAUGGCCACUAUGACUUGGUUCGUGAGCUGCUAAGAAUUGACAACAACCACCUUUUCAAGCUCACUUCCCUUCGCCGAAUUCGCCGCCUCGAAGUCGUGUGGGACGGUGAAGAAGAACAACAGUUCAGUGAUGUUGCAAAGUGCCGCUCUCAGGUGGCACAGAAGCUGCUUCUUGAGUGUGAGUCCAAGAGAGGGAGCAGCAGCAGCAGCAAGAACUCUCUCAUCCGUGCAGGGUAUGGAGGGUGGCUAAUGUACACUGCUGCAUCAGCUGGGGACUUGAGUUUUGUGCAGCUACUUCUUGAGAGGAAUCCUUUGUUGGUGUUUGGAGAAGGAGAAUAUAAUGUCACUGACAUCUUUUAUGCUGCUUCAAGGGGCAGGAAUUGUGAGGUUUUUAGGCUGGUUUUUGAUUUUGCAGUUUCUCCAAGGUUUAUCACUGGCAAAGGUGGGGUUUUGGAGGAGCACGUUGGUGGGGAUGUUCCUCCUGUUUACAAGUGGGAGAUGAGUAAUAGGGCUGUUCAUGCUGCUGCUAGAGGGGGUAGUGUGGAGAUUUUGGUGGAGUAUCUUGCUAAUUGCUCUGAUGUUUUGGCUUAUAGAGAUGCUCAGGGAUCUACUCUCUUGCAUUCUGCUGCUGGCAGAGGGCAGGUUGAGGUGGUCAAAUAUCUCACAUCAUCCUUUGAUAUAAUAAACUCCACAGAUCAUCAGGGAAACACUGCUUUGCAUGUUGCUGCUUACAGGGGCCAAUUAGCUGCAGUUGAGACUAUAGUUUCUGCAUCUCCUGCAUUGAUUUCUCUGCAAAACAACGCAGGAGAAACUUUCCUCCAUAAGGCCGUGUCUGGUUUUCAGUCUACCUCAUUCAGAAGAUUGGACAGACAGGUUGAGCUUUUGAGGCAGUUAGUAAGUGGCAAAAAAUUUCACAUAGAGGAAGUCAUCAAUGCAAAGAACACUGAUGGAAGAACUGCACUCCACAUUGCCACAAUAGGGAAAAUUCACACUGAUCUUGUUAAGCUCCUGAUGACUGCUCCAUCAAUAAAUGUGAAUGUGAGUGAUGCUAAUGGCAUGACCCCACUUGAUUACCUUAAGCAAAAUCCCAACCCAGCAGCAUCAAAUGUGCUAAUUAGAAAAUUGAUUGCUGCUGGUGGAAUGUUCCAUCAUCACAGUUCAAGAAAAGCCAUAGCCUCACACAUGAAAAUGCAUAGUAUUGGAGGCAGUCCUGGAACAUCAUUCAGAAUCUCAGACACUCAGAUAUUUUUGUACACAGGAGUUGAGAAUGCAUCAGAUGCAAGCACUGAUCAGGGAAGUGCAGGAAUGAGUUCAACUUCAUCAGAACACACUGCAUAUGACUCAGCAGCAGAGAACAGACCCUCAACAACAAGCAAAAGGCCUUCAGUGGCCGCCGGAUUGAAACGAGUCCUUCAGUGGCCACUGGUGAAGGACAAGAAAUCUGAGGGUAUCAGGAAAUCAAUCGAUGAGGGUUCAUUGGACUCAUGCAGGAAAUGGGACAUCAGUGAUGAAAUUCCAACCCCACUUAGACAAAAAUUCUUUAGGCAUUCAGCACUUCCUAACAACAAAAGGAACCUUUCUGUGAGGAGUUACCAGUCAAGUCCAAAUGCUAAGAAGAGAUUUGCUUCAGGACUGGUACAUGUAAAGGUUUCAAGAAGAUCAAGCUCUAGUUCCUUUUCCAUAUCCUCAUUUUCAUCACCUAGAUCAAUAGAUAAUAAGCAAAAGGGUUUUUGUGUUGACAAUGAUGUUGCUGGACCAUCUUGCUCAAGUCAUAAAAAUGAUAAAUCAACAAAUUCAGGGAAGAGAGCUUCUGUUAGCAAAAAGCUAAGGGGCCAUUAUUUCUGUUUCUCCAAAGCCUCAGUGGACAAGGAGCAAGAAAGCCACUGUUACAAGGAUCAUGAUGUUUUUGUGAGUGGCUUAAUUGGAUGAAUACUUUCUUAUUUCUGAACAGGCAGGCUAUUGUCAAAUACAGAAGAGGAAAAGGUGCCGCAUCAAUGCAAAACUACACUGUAGGGAUUUGAGGGCGUCUAGUGCAUUCAUUGUUUGCAAGUUUUUUUAGAUAGUAAGUGAUGAAUUAAGAUUUGUUCACCCUCAAAUCUACUUGUUAAUUGAAGAUUCCCUUGUUAAAACGUGCUUCUUAUCAUCAUAUUGGCAUCAAAUCAGCGAAGUUUGAUGUGUACAGUUAGAAUUAGUAUUGCACAAGUACUAUGUAUAUUUUGUAUGUUUUUGGGAAUAAGGUGAACUGAAGGUUACGCACUAUAUAAUCUUAGCCUAUGAUAGUGACUACUGAUCA